Messenger RNA from Thunnus maccoyii (southern bluefin tuna), 7604 nucleotides. RefSeq names its product wingless-type MMTV integration site family member 2 (gene wnt2). Gene Ontology annotation, cellular component: extracellular region. The record is from RefSeq and is a predicted model, not a curated record. NCBI's taxonomy places the organism in Eukaryota, Metazoa, Chordata, Actinopteri, Scombriformes, Scombridae. The transcript is spliced from 5 exons. The coding region runs from base 2414 to 3466 and encodes 350 amino acids. Gene Ontology annotation, molecular function: cytokine activity; frizzled binding. Gene Ontology annotation, biological process: canonical Wnt signaling pathway; multicellular organism development; cell fate commitment.
UUCAUCUAUAUGAAGGAAAAAUAUUGUAUAUAACAAAUUUCAGGCUUUGAAGUAACAGACUUGAAGGAAUAGUUAAAACUUUUGGGAAACGUGCCUUUUUGCUUUCUUUGAGAGUUAGAUGAGAAGAUGAAUCGAUCGCAUGUCUGUGUGUUGAGUGUGAAGAACUGGAGGAAAUUAGCGUAGCUUAGCAUGAAGACUGGAAAUAGGGGGAAAAGGCUAGCCUGGCUCUCUCCAAAGUCAAAAUCAGACAAACGAAACAAAACAACAUGUAGUUUGUUCCAUUUGUGCACAAACAGAAAUGUAAAUAUGAAAUAUAAAUUUAGUGGUUUUAGGGGGAGUUACAUAUUGUGACCAUUUCUUGACCAACAACAGUUUAUCAAUCAGUCCAGCAGUUCUGUGCAGUCUCCAGCCACGGUGCAGGUUUCCUGAUCCGUGAUCUGUUGUUUGUCAAGAAAAUAAUUUGUUUGUGUACAGAUUAAACAUACAAGAUACAACACAUGGUAAUUAGUGAGUUUUAGAGGUGCUUGUAGGUGUAUUUUGGAACAUUGGAAAAAGCCAGACGAGCUGUUUCCCCUGCUUCCAGUCUUCAUGCUAAGCUAAGCUAAUCACCUCUUGGGUCAAGAGGCGAUUAUUGAUCUUUUCAUCUAACUGUUGGAGAAAGGAAGACAAAUAAGCCCAUUUCCCAAAAUAAUGAACUAUUUCUUUAAGAAAUUCAGGAAAACAGGGUAAAUAUUUCUUUUUCAUUAGGUUGUGACCUUGGUAAAGGUCAUAUUGUCCAACCACUCAUCAUUUUAGCCAUUCAAAUUCAUAGAAAAGGUUUUGAAAUAAGAGAGAAAUUGUUAAAAUCCUUGCUUGUUUGGCAGGUAUCACUCAAGUACUUUGAGUAAAUGUAUCUCAGCUGUACUUUUCAUGCUGGGCAGGUAAACUGAAGUCAGUCUUUCCAUAAAACGUGUAGUGAAAUACAAUGACCUGCCUUAAUGCGCUUUGGUAAGGCAGUGAACAAAUAACUCCAAUUAAAUUGGAUUUGUAUUACAGGCUUAUUACAACUACUGCUGCUGCAAAAACAAAGUCGUGUUCAAUGGGCUGAGAAGAGCAGAGAGAGCGCUCUAAAUCUCCUUGUUGUUUUAUGGUUUUCUUCCACGGGGAUCAUGGGAAAAAUCCAAUUUGCCCAUUAAUCUCAUCUGGUCAGGGUCUCCGGACCUCCAGAUUCACCCAGGCCAGAUCAAAGAUGGAGGAAAUGCCGUGUGACAGUGGUACAGAUUUCCCCGAGAGACUUCAAAAAGACUGUGAUAGAUAAUCCAAUUGAAAUGGACACAUCACCUUUAGGUGCUGCUUUGGGAGAAUCGGUGCGUAAUUUUCCUUUCCUUUUUUUUUUUUCAACCACCAUUCCUGAGUUGUUAGUUAGACUGAGUGGUGGUUUAUAUAAGGCUGUAAAAUAACAAUGCGUCAUCAGAAAUAUUUGGCAUCAGAGUGACAGUAGGGUAUGGCACUUGGUUUCAAGAAGAUCUAAAUUCAUUAAGAAGAUAAAGGCCUUAAUGAACAGGAAAGUUGCCGAAUGUGUAAAAUACAAAAGUAAAUGUCCAGGUAUGUGGGAUAUAUUUGGUGAUUGUUUAAUUAUGUAUCAUAUCACCAAAAAAAAUACCAGUCUCAGCGUCUAAUGACCUACGGAUCCACCGGAGUCCUGACAAAUUCUACAUAUUUUUGCGCAAGAAAUGGAUUUUUACGCACAUGUCUUUUGUGCACAACAUUAAUUUGUGCGUAAAAGUUAUAAAGAUAAAUCCUGUCACUUUUCGGGACUACACAGCUGACAAUAAAUAUGGACCAUUUCCUUCCAAAAAAUUUGAAUCUUAGCGGGGUUGUGCGGUUUUUCUGGUGACUGACAUUGCCUGAGCUGGGUGAAUCCUCCCACAGCCGGCUCAUUCCCUGAACGCGUCGGUGCAGUUUGAGUGAAGAGCCCCAUCAGCUUGGACCACAUCUCAAGAGCUGCGGAGCUCCGGUCUGGACGCGGGCCAAGCCUGUCUGGUGUCAAACCAGCCUGAACAGAUACUCUCAGACAUCUCAUUUCUUCACCUCAUUCCUGAGAUGGGACUCUGCCCACCCCUUGUGUAAAGCAAUUUAAACCUGAUAGCACAUCAUCUGCCUAUCUCCACUGAAAAUCUUUGCUGGACUAUUAGACAGUCGGUCUUUACUUUUUCCUCAUAAGCACUUUGCCACCGUGCAGAACCCGAGCCUGUCAUGGCUUUUACGCGCAAACCUCCGUCUGCUAACUGUCUCGUGAUGAUAUAUUUUUUAAUCUAAACUUUUAUUUGGAGAAUCAAAUUCUGACUUAUCUGUUCUUCUGAUUUAUUUAAUUUUUUUUUUCAUCCGUGGAAAUGCUCCGUCCAGAUCCAUAAAGGACUUAAGUUUGGUUAAUAUGAACUUAUUGCCAAGUGGAAUAUGUUUUUAUUUAUCUGUAGCAAUCUGCUGGCUGACGGCCGAGGUCGAUGCGUCUUGGUGGUACAUGGGCACCCUGGGAUCCCAGGUGAUGUGCGACAACAUCCCUGGUCUGGUGAACAAGCAGCGCCAGCUGUGCCGCCAGCAUCCCAAAGUGAUGCAGGCCAUCGGGGCCGGGAUGAAGGACUGGAUCUCCGAGUGCCAGCACCAGUUCCGCAACCACCGCUGGAACUGCAACACCACGGCCAGAGACCACAACCUGUUUGGACGCCUGCUGCUACGCAGCAGCCGCGAAGUGGCCUUCGUCUACGCCAUCUCCUCAGCCGGAGUGGUUUACACGCUGGCACGAGCCUGCAGCCAAGGCGAACUGGACUCCUGCUCGUGCGAUCCCACUAAGAAGGGCUCGUCACGGGACGCCAAGGGCUCCUUCGACUGGGGUGGCUGCAGUGACCACGUGGAGCACGCCAUGCGCUUCAGCCAGGCCUUCGUGGAUGCCAAAGAGAGGAAGGAGAGGGACGCCCGGGCGCUCAUGAACCUGCACAACAACCGAGCCGGCAGGAAGGCGGUGAAGCGCUUCAUGACUCUAGAGUGUAAAUGUCACGGUGUGAGCGGGUCGUGCAGCGUCAGGACCUGCUGGCUGGCCAUGGCCGACUUCAGACGCACCGGCGAGCACCUUCGCAAGAGGUACAACGGUGCGGUGCAGGUCGCCGUUAACCAGUACGGCACCGGGUUCACUGCUGCGCACUCACACUUCAAACGACCUAGCAAGAACGACCUGGUGUACUUGGAGGACUCGCCAGACUACUGCAUACGCGACCACGAGUCAGGGUCGAUGGGGACGGGCGGGCGGGUGUGUAACCGGACGUCUCGCGGCGUGGACGGAUGCGAGGUGAUGUGCUGCGGUCGAGGUUACGACACGUCGCGGGUCAGCCGGACCACCAAGUGCGAAUGCAAGUUCCACUGGUGCUGCGCCGUGCACUGCCGCGACUGCCACCAGCAGGUCGACGUGCACACCUGUAAGGGCCAGACGUGACAUCACCGCGCACCGCCAACCGACCGACCGCUCAACGUUUAAACCAGCGGUUACGCUGCGUGACAAAACUACUGCUUCUGUACUGGUUCUCAACUGGUCUGUACAUGUUUACCAUCAGUCCACCGAGCUGUAAGUGAUGAUCUAAAGGAUGUUUCAACUCCGUCUUUGGUGCUAAUCACCUGUUACUUCAGCAACUGUCCUUCCCAAAGAUCACCUGUCAAUCUGACAGUACGUAGUCGGGUUUGUUGUUGAAGUUUCUGUAGGAAGUGCUCCUUUCUUUGUUCGGCCAUGUUGUCUCUUUACUGCUUGUGUUAAGUGCUCAGCUGCUCUUCUUCCUUUUAUUCCAAACAACAGAAGAAGGUAAAAACACAUCACUCGCGCUCUUGAAAUAGCUUCCAGACUUCAGAUUAUUAGAGCAGAAAAUAUAGAAGCUUUCAUCAGCUGGUUUUAGGUUAAAUAAUUAACAGUAGUGAGCUGUACAUGUAUUUUAAAAAAUAUAUCAAUCAACACACAAACUAAUUCAUACAAACGUCUAUUUUCUACACAGAAACCUGGUUUUUAAAAAGGCAGACGGGCUCAGUGAGAUUAUAAAAGUUCCCUCCGGAUGAGAUUUCCUUUCAUUUUUUUUAUCUUAAAACCCACUUCAGACUCCUGCUGAACUCACCCCACCAAAAAUAAUCUGGUGAACUACUGCUAAUCUGACAGGAGAUACACUGAUAAAGUAUCUUAAUUUAUCUAAUCUGUUGUACUGUCGUCAAAUCUGUCAGCAGAGAGAAAGAUCUUGCCUUGUAUCCAGUGCAGCGUGAGAGUUUCAUACCGUUAAAACAGUUGAAUGAAAAGCAGAAGUUAAACUCAUAACAGAUUGUAAAUCUAGUCGGACAUCAUUGGUUUGGCAGAUUUUCAGCUUGUUUUGUUGACUGUAGGGGGUUUUCCACUUAUAACGGCACCUUCCAUAAAUCCUAAAUUCAUUUCACCUGUCUACCAAGCUUUUUUUUCCCAGCAACCUGUUCACAAACAUCAAGUUCUCUGAUAUCGUGCGACAUAUGUUUUCAAUUUCACAGCGUGACAUGAUUUGAACUCCUCACGAAAGCGAAUAGAUUAGUUUUUUUUGUCACGUCGGGGUCUGAAGAAGCAGAAUUUUUUUUGCACACCUGCAGUUAAACAGGUGCGUCGGAGAAAAGACGGUGUGCAGACAAUAAUAGAACAAAGAACUCCUGCACGCUGUCUUCUGUGCUCGCAAUUAAAGGAGGUUUAUUGGGAACGUUUCGGUGCACAGACUGGAAAUCUGAUCGGAAAUCACCUGAUGAAAGUCUGUGUACUGAAACGUUCCCAAUAAGUAAUUCUCAUUGCAAGUACAGAAGAAAAAUAUAUAUAUAUAUAUUUUUGGCAGGCAUAAAAGUAAUUAUUUUCUUCAUAACUUCUGCUUCUCAGUAAUUUACAAGUAAAUUGGAUCAUCGCUUUUAUCUCAUGAAACCGGCUUUUAACGUAUAAACUAAUUUUCACGUUCAGUGGGCUUCAGGUUCUCCACAAGGGGGAGCUGUUCAGUCAGUUCGAACUGCAGGUGUGGACUCGAUGGUGUCGCCUCCUACAGGCAGAAAAAAGUAGCUUCAACACUUGUUAGAAUUACAGGCAAUUAGUGUUGAAUAACGGGGGGAUUUUGUAGCCGUGCUAGCAGCUUGACUCAAGUUAUGGCAAAAUCAGUCGGUCUGAAAUAUCUCAACAACUAUUGGAUGGAUUUGCCAUCAUGCAGCCAGUAUAAACAGCUGUUUAUGUUACAAACAGACCUGAGAUGAUUACUGACAAACCGGGGGAGUGUGUUAAUUAAAGAAAGGCUCAUAUGUUCAGAGUAAACGUUUCUUUCUCAAUUAACAAUAAAAUAACCUGCACUCAGCAGAUAAUAGAAAUCUAUAUGUUUAUGGGUUAGAAGGGGUUAAAACUAUAAAACUCACCUGCAGGUGGCACAAGUGUUAAAAUUUCACCAGCUGUAGGAGACACGAACGUGUCAGCGGCUCGUUUGUUGUCGACGCUGCAGCUGCUUUUACUUACCUGUAGGUGGCGCAGGUCGCUCUGCAGUCGGGUGACAUCAGUUGCAGCUGGUUUUAAAUCCACUUGUCUUCUAAACUGUCGCUGUAAAUUAAAAGCUUCUAAAUUAACUAACAGAGUUAAAGUCGGUAAAUUUGGACGUUGUGACCCUUUAAAUUUCCAGCUUUGCAUUUUAAAAUCUGCUCGUCACACAUGCAAACAAUCAGAGCGAUGGCUUCAGAUUCACUGGUUAAUUGUCGCUUCCUUAAUCAGCACAUUAUUAUGUCUGAGUUAUGUAAGAGUUAGACAUUUAGUUCACACUCAUUUCAAGUUAAACACCCACUUUUCACCAGUACAAACUACUGUUCUGUCUCAUCCGAAGGUGUAAAUCCUCUGUUAUUCAUCCUGUCAUUUCAUUGUAUUUAUUUACUCUCAAGUGUGUAAAAAUGUCUGAAGUGUAUUUGUGAAGAGACGAGUGUUUCAGGAUAACCUGAGUCUGUAAGUUGCACCUGAACGAUCUGACGUAAAAACACGACCUGAACAUCUGCACUCAGAAAUAAAUGACUUCACUAAAACCACCGUGCAUCAAUAUUUAAAACACACACACAAAAAAAGUCACAUUGGUUGUUUUUAACACUCUGCAGAGUUCAGAAUAUGCAUUAAACCAGAGAGGGGUUUGUUUGUUUGUUUGUUUGUUUAUGUAAAUAUGUGGUUGUGUAAAUUAAAAAAUCAGAUGUAUAGUGUAUUAACUGUGUAACCGAUAAUUAACACACUUCAUUUCCUCCCGCUGUGCCAGCCAAUCACAGAACCGCAUUUACUGUAGACGACCUUAAGCGGCUCAUCACUAAUCACAGCGGGUACACAAACAAGUUUAGCAUCUGUUUAAAGUCAAAUCAGGUUUAUUACAACUUGAGUCUUAUUUUUUUUUGUUCUUUUCAGUAAUAAUAACGUUGUUCUCACCGAGUUAAUUUCAUGGAAAAGCUGAAAACAUCACCUAACUGCUCGUGUUUGUUGCAGCGUCGUGUUUACAUGAACUAUUAACCUGGUGAGAACAGAUUACUGUAGGAAUGAUGGUCGAAACCACGUAAAUAAGACACAAGUUAUAAUAAUCCAGUUAAGUAUUUCUUUUACUACAAAUCAUAUAUACUUCACUUUUUUGUGUGUGUAUGGAGGCUGUAAGUUUUAGAUUUAUGGAUGUAUUUAAGCAACUGUCCGGGCUGCUUUCAUUCAUUUCUGUACAGCAUGAAAACAUCAAGUCUGCUUUUAUUUGUUCCACUUAUUUGAUGGCGUAAUUAUUAGAGCUGCAACAAUUAGUCAGUUGAUUGGUUGAUGGACAGAAAGUUAAUCUGCAAUUAUUCUGAUAAUCAAAUGCAUUUUUUAAGCAAAUAUGCCAAACAUUUGUUGGGUUUAGCUUCUCAAAUGUGCCGAUUUGAUGCUUUUAUUUCUCAUACGUGAUCGUAAACUGAAUAUAUUUUGGUUGUGACUGUUGUUCGGACCAAAUAAGAACCGUAAAUCUUGACUUUUGGAAAUUAUAACAGGCAUUUUCACUAUUUUCUGACAUUUUACGGACAACAAUUAAUCGAGAAAACAAUCGUUAGUUGCAGCCCAGAUAAUGAUGAUGUCCUUUAACUGCAGAUAUAUUUGAAAAGUCUAUAGUGUGAUACAUCACAACAAUAAAGCAGCUUUGACAAAAAUAAACGCAGACUUGAUGUUCAAUAUGAUGGAUUACACAACUCAAGUUAAAAAAAAAUGUGUAUGGAGAUGAGUAGAAACUGAUGGAUCAUAACAGCAGGAAAAUGUUGAGAAGUGUACAUGUUUUGUAGUAAACAAAACCCACUGGUAUGCUCCUUUUUAAAGAAAUCAUAAUAUAAUAAUCAGUGGAGAUUUUUAAUAAAGUAGUUGCUGUUUCCGUCAGCAUCAGUUUAAUGAAGCAUUAAAUCAGCAUCUGGAAAAACUUCUUCUUCUACCUGUGGAUCGAGACGUUAGUUUGAGGAUGAAAACACAAGUGAGGAGUUCAAAUAAUUCCUCCUCAGAUAAACAAUAAAAACCUACCGGGUUGUGUUUUGUGGUUUAAAAACAAGAACAACAACAAAAAAAAACCCAACCAGUGUUUGAA